Molecule: messenger RNA, 3050 nt
Organism: Spodoptera frugiperda (fall armyworm)
Lineage: Eukaryota; Metazoa; Arthropoda; Insecta; Lepidoptera; Noctuidae
Exons: 3
Coding region: 227-868 (213 amino acids)
Source: RefSeq, a predicted model, not a curated record
CUCAGUGUGAGGAUAUUCCCAUUUGGGGAAUCGGUGUAGCGGUCCUACAAAUAAAAUUUUAAUAAAAUGUAGGUGUUUUAUUUGUACAUUAGAAUUUAUCCAAAGUUGAAAUGAAUCAUUACUUGAUAUAGAAAUGUUCUAAAUAAGAACUUACCAUCGAUAACACAUCCAAAAUAAUGGCGGCUGUACACACUCGUCGAGAGCCUCUCGUCGAGAGUCUCGGCCGAUGAUAGUCUCGGCGAGAGCGUACGUGUACACACUCGCGUUUUCAUUUGUACGGAAAAUUUCUGUGACAAUGGACGUGGAAAUUGCAGCUGCUGUUUGCCUUUGUGCUGUGAGCUAUUAUAAUUUUUUAUCCAUUGACCAUAGAAAGAAAAUUCUUAAGCCAUGGCGAAGGAGAAGAUGGUGGAUGGUUACUAUGCACCGCAAUAGAAGCAGAAGCACCAUGGAAAAUCAAUUGGCGGAACUGAUGGUGGAACCCUCGGGUCAAUUUAACAACUUUACAAGAAUGUCUAUAAUAGACUUUGAAUAUUUACUACAACAAAUAGCUCCAUUCAUAACUAAGAAGAAUACGCCUAAAAGGGAAGCAAUCCCAGCCAAAAUUCGCCUAGCAAUUACUUUGAGAUUUUUAGCCACAGGCGAUAGUUUUGAAAGUCUACAUUUCCUGUUCAAAGUUUCGAGUUCGAUUAUAUCAAGAAUUGUGCCUGAAGUAUGCAUUGCACUAAACCAAGUAUUGAAAGAUCAAAUUAGGAUUCCGGAAGAUCCACGCAGUGGCGGAUUAAAGGUCCAGAGCGCUCUAGGCAAUCACUUUAUCGGCGCCCCUGUACCAGCCAUAAAUGGCCAUCCUAAUACUAAAAAUUUUAACUAGUUGUUUUUGCAAUUACGAUGACGUUGUAUCAUCAAACCCUAGACUUUAGUAGACCAGGACCCUUGUACUUACGCUAAUGCUUGUAGAUAUAGAUUGUGUAAAAGCUUAAAUAAUUUAUUAUUAUUAAUAAAUGAAACAAAAUAAGUUUUGAGUUAUUUAUUAAAAAAAUAUACGUAAGUAGUAAAAAAAAUAACAAACACAAGUUUAAAAAUUAAAAAUUUCUACGUCUACAUUUUUGUUUCGCGAAAUUGUCAAUAACAUCGUCUUAGUUUAAAGACAUCAAUAAGGUAGAUUCAAUGUUUAGUAUUGCUAACGAAUUUAAUCUCUUAUCUGUCAUGGUUGAGCGAAGAUAGUUUUUCACUCUCUUUAGGCAUGAAAAACUCCGCUCACCACUGCUAUUACUGACUGCCGUCGAUACGCACAUUCGUAAGGCUAUGUCAAUGUUGGGGUAAAUUGUUUCAAGCUCUUUAUUUCUCAGAACCUGUAAUACCGCGUUCAUUGUUCGGGGCAGUUCUCCCUCUCGAGCUAUCGUUAUUAAAUAAGAACGUAGAUGGUACAUUCGUCAACAAAGCAUUUUUCUAAAUCAUUAAAAUACAUUGUGUAACGCUUAGCGUUUUGUAGGUAGAAGAAAAUUAAACUUAAACGCCACUGUAACGUUAGUGGUUACAGUGGGUAGAAGCAAAUUAAAUGAAAAAAUAUUUUAGUUAUAGAUUUUUAUAUUCAGGUAGGUAGGUAGGUAGGUAGGUAGAUGUCGGUUGAGCCGGGAGUAGUGUUGGGUAAAUAGCCGGCUACUUUGAGUUAUUAUCGAUUAUAAUCCAUUAAUAGCCAUUAAUAGCCUAGCAAUGGAUGAUAACCCUGCUAUUAAUGUAUAGUUAGAAAAAUAAAUGCUUUUUUUGUUUUAUUGUAAAAUCUGUGGGUGUAAACAUAAAUUGGGUGCGUGUACGCAGUGUGAUUCAACAUAUUGUUAUUGAUUUUAUUUAUUUUCACUAUUUGUAUAUGAAAAAGUGUUAAUAAUAAAAUAAAUAGGUACACAUUUUUCGGGAAAUUCAGUUUUGUUAAUUUAGAGAUCCAAUACUAUAAAAAAGAUAAUUACUAUUGACACAUCGUUUUGUGAUUAACCAUCUACCUAAUUAAUUACUUAACUUAAUAAAGCGAGCUAAAUAGGUAGGUGUAUUUUUACCUAUAAAAUAAUUUUAACCGAUACGUAAAAAUGUAAGGUACAUUAAGUAAGUUAGUUAUUAGCUAUUUUGAGUCGAUAGUAGGUAACAUGCAUGCGCACUUCCGACGUUUGGCUCCUAAGUUGGAACGGACGGGGGCUGCACUUAAGCGGCUCCUGCCCAACCUCGGGGGCCAAACACCCCCUGCCGGAGGUUGUACGCGGGGAUCGUGCGGUCCAUGGCCCUCUACGGCGCCCCUGUGUGGGCGCCGAACCUGAUGCGGCGGCCAGCUCGGGCGCUGCUCACGUCUCAGAGGGUUAUGGCCAUCCGGGUGAUUCACGGAUAUCGCACGACGCACGAUCUCCGGAGGGGCGGUUAACCUCCUUGCCGGACUAUUGCCGUUUAAUGAUUUUCGCCACUUAAAAAAGGGAAGAAUUAGUGAUGGUGGUGUGUUUCGUAAUAGUCAACUAUGGCAAAGAAUUUGUUCAAAUAAUCUAAAUUUUCCUAUGCCAAGACCACUACCAGGGGGUACAACAGAUGUUCCGUAUGUUUUUUGGGAGAUGGAGCAUUUGCAUUGACAACUCAUGUGAUGAAGCCAUAACGAAGGAACACCGAAACGUAUUUUUAAUAAGAAACUUUCAUCCUCACGCGUAGUGGUUGAAAAUGCAUUCGGGAUACUAGCCUCAAGAUUCAGAAUAUUUAGAAAACCUAUACCUACUACUGAACCCUGAAAAAACUACUAUAAUUACUAUGACCUGUGUGCUGUUGCACAAUUUUUUAAGAAAGAGUAGUACGUCAUCAGCAAUAUAUACACCUCCAGGAACAAUAGACGUUUACAACACAAAUGACCAGCUGGUCGUGCCAGGUUUGUGGAGGAAUGAAAUUGAAGACAUGUGUGCCAUAAGACCCUUGCGACAAAUAGCAAGAAGACCAGCCCAAGACGCAAAUCAGAUUAGGGAAGAAUUUACAUCAUAUUUCGUCAAUAAUUAUAUGUAAUAAUAACUGAUUAUAAACAUUUUAAUAGA